Molecule: messenger RNA, 1506 nt
Organism: Serinus canaria (Common canary)
Lineage: Eukaryota; Metazoa; Chordata; Aves; Passeriformes; Fringillidae
Gene: TMEM230
Product: transmembrane protein 230
Exons: 4
Coding region: 166-528 (120 amino acids)
Biological process (GO): synaptic vesicle transport
Cellular component (GO): synaptic vesicle; endomembrane system
Source: RefSeq, a predicted model, not a curated record
CCCUGCCGAGGCGGUGCCGGGCGCAGGAGGCCGGACCGGCCCCGCCGUGACCUGGAAGGGGAGCGGCGUCAGCGAGAUCAACUUCCCGGGGCCGCGGGGGGACAGGCGGGGCCGGGAUGGAGCGGGCGGGCGGCAGGCUGUAGCUGAUGCCCAGGCCCCCCUGGCAUGAUGCCGUCCAGGACCAACCUCUCUGCUGGGAUCCCCAGUAGCAAAGUCAAAUAUUCCAAACUCUCCAGCACUGACGAUGGGUACAUUGACCUGCAGUUCAAGAAGAGCCCACCCAAAAUCCCCUACAAGGCCAUCGCACUGGCUGUGGUGCUCUUCAUGAUCGGGACCUUCCUCAUCAUCAUCGGAGCCCUGCUGCUGGCAGGGUACAUCAGCAAAGGGGAGACGGACCGAGCCAUCCCCGUGCUGAUCAUCGGCAUCCUGGUGUUCCUGCCCGGCUUCUACCACCUGCGCAUCGCCUACUACGCCUCCAAGGGCUACCGCGGCUACUCCUACGACGACAUCCCCGACUUCGACGACUGAGGCGUUAAUUAGCCCCGCCCUAAUUAGGCGCGGUAGUUCCCCUGGAUGCCGGCAGGGCUGCGUGUCCCGGCCUGGAGGCGGUGCGGGGUUUGCAGUUUGGGGGGUGGGGGCUGCAGCCCGGAAUUGACCAAAAGGAAUUGCAGAGAACUUGGGAUUUAGGGGAUUUGUUUGCUCCUCCUGGGGUUGCAUAAUUCCGCUCGCUGGGAAGCUCUUCCUGGGCGAGGCAAGCCUUGCAAUUUUCCAAAAAUAGAGCAGCUGCUUUCAGCAGCAGAUACUUGGUUUUUCCUCUGUUUUCUAGAGUUCAUUUUAGCUUUCCAUGAGAUUGUGGUUAUUGUUGGGUUACCUUUGCAGACAGACCAUCAUUAAAUUCUCCUUUUGCUCUCUGUCCAUCAGAAAUGCUUCCAAACUGCUGGUCCUGGAGUCAAUAAAGUCUGAUGAGAGGGGAAAGCAGCACUUGCAGGAAGUGAUUUCCACACUGCACUGGCUCCAGAGCUCCCUGUCAGCCUGACCAGGCUCAUUUCCCCACCAACACCUCCUCCCCGAGCCAGUUCCCUGUGCCACUGCUGGCAGAAUCUGCUCAUCCUUCACGGGACUGCUGCUGGAGUCUGCUGGUCCUUUAAACAACCAGAUGGAUCCUGGGACAAGGACUGGAACCCAGGCUCAGGUGUCACCAAAAAUCUGGGGCUUGACUGAUGUGGGGAUUGGAGACACCAACUCCAGCUGUGUCCUCUGGAGUCCUUUGGUCCCUGUGCAGAUAAUUUGCUGUGCAGACCUGCCCAGGCCAGUGAAGAGAAGCUCUCUGUGUAGUUUGUGCUGACCAAACCCCCUCUGGGUUGCUUUGCCAGCUUUGCUGCUGUGUCAUUCAGGGCAAACAGAGAUGGCUCCACUCCUGUGAGGUCAGAGCAGCUGUCUCCUGGACAAAGACCAGCAGUGCAAGUGGGUGCAUUUAACAUCAAUAAAGUUCUGUAUUCUCUGGAA